This is a messenger RNA of Carya illinoinensis, 1492 nucleotides long. RefSeq lists its product as uncharacterized. The coding region runs from base 851 to 1264 and encodes 137 amino acids. Lineage: Eukaryota; Viridiplantae; Streptophyta; Magnoliopsida; Fagales; Juglandaceae. The record is from RefSeq and is a predicted model, not a curated record. The transcript is spliced from 2 exons.
AUUACGAAGAAUCGAGAAUGAAUGCAGUUCAAAGUAACCAACCGAAGUUGAGUUUUAUUUUGUAUCAUGUUUGAUUUGUUAAUUGCUAGGUCAAUUUCGAGUACAAUGAAUUGGAUUGUUCUGUUUAAGCUCAAGUAUGUAGAUUUCAAUACGUUUGUAUGUGAGCCUAGUGAGAUUAGUUUCAUGAUACUUUCAUUUGUAUAAUUAAUUGGAGUGUUCUGUUUUAUAGGAUCUCACUUGAGACUUUAAAUGUGAGCCGAGUUUUUUUAUUAUACUCCAACAUCUGAACUUUGUACAAUGAAUUGGAUUGUUCUGUUUAAGCUCAAGUAUGUAGAUUUCAAUAUGUUUGUAUGUGAGCCAAGUGAGAUUAGUUUCAUGAUACUUUCAUUUGUAUAAUCAAUUGGAGUGUUCUAUUUUAUAGGAUCUCACUUGAGACUUUAAAUGUGAGCCGAGUUUUUUUAUUACUCCAACAUAUGAACUUUGUACAAUGAAUUGGAUUGUUCUGUUUAAGUUCAAGUAUGUAGAUUUCAAUAUGUUUGUAUGUGAGCCAAGUGAGAUUGGUUUCAUGAUACUUUCAUUUGUAUAAUCAAUUGGAGUGUUCUAUUUUAUAGGAUCUCACUUGAGACUUUAAAUGUGAGCCAAGUUUUUUUAUGUGCACUAAACACUAAAUCCUCAAUCUGUUUUUUUAUAAAUCUGAACUGAUUUCUGUUUCAUGCAAACUGUAUUUGUAUAAUAAAUUCUUUGGUUAUGUUUAAACUCAGUUUAUUAUAUUUCCAUAUGAUUGAAUUAAUGGAUUUUUGUUUCAUGUUAGAAUGUCAUCAUCCUCAACUUCUCCCUCAUCCUUUGGUAAAUGUACUUGGAGGUUGAAGUGACACUGAGAUACUCAAAUACUCCCAGAAAUCCAGGACGACCCUUCCUUGGCUGUGCAAAGUACAACAAUGAGGGCUUACCAUUUUGCAAGUUCUUUAAGCGGGUGGAUCGUACUUUGGACGUAGAGCAAGAACUUCACCAAAUAAAAAAUGAACUAUUAAGGAAGGAUGAAGAGUUGAAAAGAAUACUCGACGAUCUUCAACAGAGGGAGCUUAAGUUCCAGAAGAGAGCUGAUGCGAUUGAGAAAAUGUUAUCCAAUAUACUUGAGGAGGUUAAGAAGAAGGAGUUGUUGCUUUUAAAGCAAGAAGCUGAAAAUAGGCGUUCACGCCUACUACUCCACAAACUUUGGGUUGUUGCCAUUGUUGUUAUCUGUUACAAUUUGUUGUCUAAGUGAUUUAAGACUUCUUCGAUCUAAUUAUAGUUUCAUGUAGUUUAAGUUACUCUAUAAAGCUAUGUCAUUUAUUGUCUUUGUAUUGUCUUUUAAUGUCUUCUGAUGGAAGAUGUAAAUCUGUAGGGGGAAAUGUUUCAUGGGAGAACUGUUGUAUUUUGAGAUUGUACAUUCUGUUUGUGGUUGUAUUCUGAACAUGCACAGUCAGUGUUACAGCUGCAGUUUUUUGGGACU